UACGGUCGAAUAACCCGGGCCGAUGCCGAGAAGCUGUUAGCCAACAAACACGAAGGUGCCUUUGUGGUGCGGGUCAGUGAGUCCAGUCCCGGCGACUUCUCCCUCUCCGUCAAAUGCGGCGACGGCGUCCAGCAUUUCAAAGUGCUCCGAGACGCCCAAGGCAAAUUCUUCCUCUGGGUGGUCAAGUUCAAUUCCCUCAACGAGUUGGUCGAGUACCAUCACUCGUCGUCCGUGUCGCGAUCACAAGAUAUCAAACUGAAGGAAAUGGUGGCGGACGAGUUCCUGGUCCAAGCCCUCUACGACUUCUCGCCCCAGGAACAAGGCGAGCUGGAGUUCCGACGAGGCGACAUCAUCACGGUCACGGAUCGGAGCGAUCAGCAUUGGUGGACGGGCGAGCACGGUGCUCGGCGAGGCCUCUUUCCCGCCACUUAUGUCACGCCCUACCACAAUUAGGGGCCCUCCCUUUGGCCACUCGCCACAGACACAAUCAGAAUCAGAGUGGCUGCGGCAUAGAAUGACAGCCAGCAACCGGCCGGUGGAGGACCUGCUUCAGAUCGAAAAUAAGAAAAGCCAACAUAACGCUCCUUGUAGCCUUCCAAUCUUACGGAUCAUGUUUUCACUAGUUUUUUAUAUAUAUUAAAAAAAAGAUGAAAAGAGAAGAAGAGCCUAGUACGAAUUUUUUCUCCCUCGAUGCCAAGGUUUUCGGAUUAUGAUGAUGAUGACAACCUGGACGGGAGGAACAGAAACCUCCGAUUAGCAUCAUCUUUACUACUACUACUACUACAACUCUUGAUGCAGCUCUUACUACAACUACUACUACUACUACUACCAUCCCACUCUCUUCUUCCAUCAUUUUACCAUAUGACUACCCGCCCCCCCCCCUCUCAGAUUUUCCUCUUCGUCCUCCCCCAACAUGAGCCCAAGCACUUGUGAUAAAACCAGACACUCGCUCCCACAUCUAAAUGGGUUCAAAGUGAGUCUCUUUCUAUGUGUCUCAACGGAAAACCCUUCAGUUUGGUCGUGCUCCAUCGCCAAUGGCUCUCGGAAAGUUUUUUUGGUGCCAACCAGGACCUGGAAAAAGAUGGCCUUACUUCUGUGUCACGACCG
This is a messenger RNA of Tigriopus californicus, 1107 nucleotides long. Its product is annotated as growth factor receptor-bound protein 2-like. The record is from RefSeq and is a predicted model, not a curated record. NCBI's taxonomy places the organism in Eukaryota, Metazoa, Arthropoda, Copepoda, Harpacticoida, Harpacticidae. Gene Ontology annotation, molecular function: protein binding.